Naegleria gruberi is the source of this 903-nucleotide messenger RNA. RefSeq lists its product as uncharacterized. Gene Ontology annotation, molecular function: rRNA (cytosine-N4-)-methyltransferase activity. Bases 1 to 903 code for a protein of 300 amino acids. Lineage: Eukaryota; Heterolobosea; Eutetramitea; Acrasida; Naegleriidae. The record is from RefSeq and is a predicted model, not a curated record. The transcript has 2 exons. Gene Ontology annotation, biological process: rRNA base methylation.
AUGAUCACUAACCGUAGUGCAAGUAGUAGUAGCAGUGGAGGGAAAAAGCUAUUCAUUGAUGCAACUUUUGGAGCUGGUGGAUACACGAGAGAGAUUUUGAGAGCUUAUCCAGGAUGUAAAGUUAUUGGAAUUGAUACUGAUUAUUACAAUAAUCCUACCAUUAAGGAGAAUGAAAAGUUGAUACAUGAAGAAUUUGGAAAGGAGAGAUUGGAAGUGCAUUGUGUCAAUUUUAGAGAAAUUAAGAAAGUGGUUCAGGAAAAAAUAGUGCCACAAUUAAAAUCAGAUACAAGUAAUGUGAUUGAUGGAAUAGUGUUUGAUUUGGGAGUUUCUUCAAUGCAAUUGGAUCAAGGGCAUCGAGGUUUCUCCUUCCUUAGAGAAGGUCCACUUGCUAGAGAUGUAGUGAAUAAUAUGAGUGAACUCGAUUUGAGAAUAAUGAUUACAAAAUUUGGAGAGGAUGACAAGGCAUAUCGUAUUGCUAAAGCUAUCGUAGAUUAUAGAAAUAAUGUAAAACCUUUUGAGACCACCCUUGAAUUGGCAAAUUUAAUUGAAAAAAUAACACCAUUCCAUGAAAGAAAAAAGAAGAGAAUUCACCCUGCCACAAAGACAUUCCAAGCUAUUAGAAUUUUUGUGAAUGAUGAGUUGAGUGCUUUACAGAAUGCUCUCUAUGCAUCCAAAGAUAUUUUAAAGAUUGGAACAGGAAGAUUGGUUGUGGUGAGCUAUCAUUCAUUAGAAGAUCGUAUUACAAAAGAUUUCAUGAAAGAGAACCAAGAUUCCUUUAAAAAGAUUACAAAAGGAACAAUCAUACCUGAUGAUGCAGAAGUUGAAUUCAAUGUGAGGAGUAGAAGUGCCAAACUAAGAUGUGCACAAAGAGUAGAGAACAAUAGGACGGACGAGGAUUAUUAA